AUGAAUACAACUUUCGAAAACUCGAUACCACUAUUUCAAAUCCAAAGACUACAACCUUUUGCCCAAACAUUGCAACCUUUUGCGGAAAAACUACAACCUCAAACCCAGAAACCACAAUAUCGAAUCCAAAAACCACAAUAUCAUCCAACCUCUACAGUAUUUCGUUUUCAGCUACUUCGAAAACGAUUUGACGAAGAGGUAGCAAGAUCGGAAAAGCAACAACCUCGUAUCGGAGGUUCACUACAACAACCUUCUACCGAGGGUUUACUACAAUAA
This is a messenger RNA of Sclerotinia sclerotiorum 1980 UF-70, 276 nucleotides long. RefSeq lists its product with no specific name. Lineage: Eukaryota; Fungi; Ascomycota; Leotiomycetes; Helotiales; Sclerotiniaceae. The transcript has 2 exons. The coding region runs from base 1 to 276 and encodes 91 amino acids. The record is from RefSeq and is a predicted model, not a curated record.